CAGGAAUGGCUUCAAACAUGUGGUCAGAGGAGCACUUGAUCUGUCCAGUGUGUCUGGAUAUAUUGAAGGACCCAGUCACUACAGCCUGUGGACACAGUUACUGUAUGAGGUGUAUUAAGAACUGCUGGGAUCAGACUGAUCAUACAGGUAUCUACAGCUGUCCCCAGUGCAGAAAGACCUUUACCCCAAGGCCUGAUCUGGGCAGAAACACAAUUUUAGCUGAAGUUGUGGAGAAAUUAAAGAAGACAGGACUAAGUCCUCCACCUGCUCAAAGUUAUGCUGGACCUGAAGAUGUGCCAUGUGAUUUCUGCACUGGGAGAAAGUUCAAAGCUGUGAAAUCCUGUUUGACGUGCCUGGCCUCUUACUGUGAAACACACGUCAAACCACACAGUGAGGUUACUCCAUUAAAGAGGCACAAGCUGGUCAAUGCAAUUGGAGAUCUGGAGCAGAAGCUUUGUGCUAAACACCAGAAGGUUUUGGAUAUCUUCUGUAGAACUGAUCAGACGUGUGUUUGUGCGUUAUGUAUUGUCAAGGAACACAAGAGCCACGAUACAGUCUCAGCUCAGACACAAAGGAGUGUGAAACAGAAGCAGCUGAGAGCGACACAGACAGAAAUACAACAGAGAAUCCAGGAAAGACUGAAAGAAGUGGAGGAGCUGAAACAGGCUGUGGCGUCACUGAAAAGAUCUGCAUGCAUAGAAAUAAAGGAAAGUGAGAAGAUCUUUACUGAGUUGAUCCGAUCCAUUGAGAAGAUCCACACUGAGGUUAUUGAGCUGAUUGGAGCUAACGAGAAGGCUGCAGUGAAUCAGGCUGAAGGACGCAUGAAGAAACUGGAGCAGGAGAUUGCUGAGCUAAGGAGGAGAAACGCUGAGCUGAAACAGCUUUCAGAGACACAGGAUCACAUCCAUUUUCUACAGAAUUUCCAGUCUCUCUGUGCCCCUCCUGAAGCUGGAGACUUACCCAGCAUUACUGUCAACACAGACAUCUCUUUUGGGGCUGUGAGGAAAGCUGUAUCUGAACUUAAAGACCAUAUUGAGGACUUCUGCAAGGGGGAAUUAGUCAAAAUAACCACAACAGUGAAUGAAACAGCAGUUUAUACCCUGGGGUCUAGGAGAAGUGACAGACGUUUCAAAGUGAAUGAAGUUGCAGUUUACAGUCUGCAGGCUCCAGAGCCAAGGAACAGAGCUGAGUUUUUAAAAUAUUCCUAUCAGCUCACACUGGACCCCAAUACAGCGAAUAUAAACCUCUGUCUGUCUGAAGGGAACAGAAAAGUGACAUACACUAGAGACAUCCAGAUAUAUCCUCAUCACCCAGAUAGAUUUGAGAGCUAUUCCCAAGUCCUUUGCAGAGAGGGUUUGUCUGGGACUCAUUGUUACAUGGAGAUUGAGUGGAGUGGUGGAUGGGCUGAUAUAGGAGUCACAUAUAAAGGAAUCAGCAGGAAAGGAGGGGAUCGAUCCUGUGGCCUUGGAUACAAUGACAAGUCCUGGAGUUUGUUCUGCUCUGGUUACAGUUACACUGCCAGGCACAAUAACAAUGAAACUGAAAUAACUGCCCCCCGCUCCCCCAGAAUAGGAGUGUAUCUGGACUUUAAUGCCGGCACACUGUCCUUUUCUGGCGUCUCUGACACAAUGACCCUCCUGCACAGAUUCCAAACCACAUUCACUGAGCCGCUCUAUCCUGGGUUUAGACCUGGUUAUGAUUCCACUGUAACAAUCUGUCAGCUGAACUAGACUGUUUUGUGUUGUAAGAAACCCUUUAUAUUGAACUCCCUGCCUGUCCUCUCCACUCCUCGGGUGAAGGGAAUGUUCAAUCUGACACAACCUUGGAUGAAAGUUAGGGGGUAAAAUGGCGCUACCUGCAGAGCGAAUUAUUUGUUUUUACACUUGGGGCCGAGGCAGCCUCAUUUUUACAGUUUAAUCUGUCAGGUUAGUGUUUUUGUAAUUGUAAACACUCACAACUGGACAGCUGUUUCAGCAUAAAAUGUUCAAUAUGUCCUGCGUAUUUACUGAUUACAAAUACAUAAACAGCACCAAGUGGCAGACUUAGUUGGCAUCUCUGCACAGUGCUAGAAUUCCACAGCAUGUACUGAUAAGUAUCUCUUAAGGUGAUUGUAGCUCACUAAAUAAUUCCACAGUGUGUUCCUAUAUUGCACUUCCAUUGGCUCCAUAUGACUCAAAUGUUCAGCUUUGAAAAGCAUGAGAUCUGGUGUUACUUGAGGUUAAAUAAAGUUCUCAGUUUCUAUGCCUUAUUCUCAGGGUGCAUGUUUACUAUAGCAGGUGUUUCUUUCAACACAAAGGAUCCUUCAGGCGGUCCAGAAGCAUUUAAACUAGAAAGGAAGGGGGGAGAAAACAAAAAAACAGAAGGGAGACCACAUCAAAACAAGGGCAACA
Molecule: messenger RNA, 2390 nt
Organism: Acipenser ruthenus (sterlet)
Lineage: Eukaryota; Metazoa; Chordata; Actinopteri; Acipenseriformes; Acipenseridae
Product: tripartite motif-containing protein 16-like
Exons: 7
Coding region: 6-1730 (574 amino acids)
Molecular function (GO): protein binding; zinc ion binding
Source: RefSeq, a predicted model, not a curated record